AUGAUAACAAAUAAUAAUAACAAUAGUGAUAAUAAUACUAGUUCGGUGGAUCCAUCAAUAAAUGUUGAGGAGUUACCGGAUUCCAAAAAACAAUUGACUGAAGAUGCGAUUGAUCCUACGCAACAACAAGAACAACAACCCCAAUUAAUGGAAAUAGAUGUUGAAACCAAUCAAAUUAUAAAUGAAAAUGGAUUUGAAAACCAUGGUGUAGCCAGUCCUGAAGUGAUUGAUAUGACAGGUGAUGACGACUAUGAUGUUGACAACCACAACAAUAACAAUCACAACCACCACAACAAUAUCACCAUUGAAGAUGAUGACGAUAAUGUGGUUGAUGAUGGUGACGACGAGGAAGACGACGACGACGACGACGAUGAUGAUGAUGAUGAUGACGAUGAAAUACAAAUAAUUAAUUCAGAACCUAAUAGCAAUGUCGUUGCUCCAAAAAAGUUUACUCGUAAUUUCCCACUAGCUAAUGAUUUUAACGCUCUUGCAGCCAAACUAAUGAAACCCAUUGAAGACUAUCCCACAAAAGAAGAAACCUAUUAUGUUUGGGAAAUAAAGGAUUGGGCACAACUUUUAAAGGAAGAAAAAGUCCGAUCACCAAAAUUUAAAUGUGGGGGAUUUGAAUGGAAUAUUUUAUUAUUUCCUCGUGGUAACUCACAAAAUAAUAAUCUAUCAAUAUAUAUGGAACCUCAUCCACCAGUUGAUGAAAAUGAUAAACCAUUAGAUGAAAAUUGGUAUGUUUGUGCUCAAUUUGGAUUGGAUAUUUGGAAUCCAGCUCACCCAGAUGCUCAUUUACCAAAUCAAAGUCAUCAUCGAUUUACUAAAAAUGAAACUGAUUGGGGGUUUAGUUCAUUAAUAGAAUUGAGACAAUUAGAACAAGUCAAUAAUCCAAGAAAUCAAUCGUCAAUGUAUGCCAUUUUGGAAAAUAAUAAAUUAAAUAUCACUGGGUUUGUUCGAGUUAUAGAUGAUUCUUCUACCGGGGUAUUAUGGCAUUCAUUUUUAGAUUAUGAUUCUAAGGCAAAUACUGGAUACGUUGGUUUAAAUAAUCAAGGAGCUACAUGUUAUUUGAAUUCAUUAUUACAAAGUUAUUUCACAACUAAAUUAUUUAGAAAAUUAGUGUACGAAAUCCCCACCGAUCUGAAAUCUGCAGGAGUACCUUUGUCAUUACAAAGAAUUUUCUAUUUGUUGACCAAUUCAAAUGAUCCGGUGGGGACGUUAGAAUUGACAAAAUCAUUUGGUUGGGACUCGUCAGAUGCAUUCACCCAACAUGAUGUACAAGAAUUGAAUCGUAUUUUGAUGGAUAAAUUAGAAACUGCUAUGAAAGGGUCGAAAAUUGAAGGUGCAUUAAACGAUAUAUUUGUGGGGAAAAUGAAAUCUUAUAUUAAAUGUGUAAAUGUUCCCUAUGAAUCGUCACGGGUGGAAGAUUUUUGGGACAUUCAAUUGAAUGUUAAAGGUUUCCAAACUCUCAAACAAUCAUUUCAAAAUUAUAUUGAAAUUGAAAUGUUGGAAGGUGAAAAUAAAUACCAAGCAGGUGAAGAACAUGGGUAUCAAGAUGCCAAAAAGGGGGUUGUAUUUGAAUCAUUCCCACCAGUAUUGCAUUUACAAUUGAAACGUUUCGAAUAUGAUUUUAUGGUUGAUGAUUUAGUUAAAAUUGAUGAUUUUUAUGAAUUCCCCGAUAAAAUUGAUUUGAAACCAUACCUUGAUGAAGAUUUACCAGAAGAUGUGAAAAACCAAAAUUGGAAUUAUAAAUUGCAUGGUGUGUUGGUGCAUCAAGGUAGUAUUUCCAAUGGUCAUUAUUAUGCCAUGAUCAAACCAAAUGCUAAUGAUGAUACUUGGUUAAGAUUCGAUGACGAUAAAGUUUGGAAAGUUAAUAAAACUCAAGUUUUCCAAGAGAAUUUUGGUGCUACUGAUUUGACACAAGAACAAUCACAACAAAUGACAAGAGCUGAACAACAAGAACAUAUGGUGAGAAGAGUAACGUCGGCAUAUAUGUUGGUUUAUUAUCGUGAAUCUGAAUUAGACAAAAUUUUACCAAGUGAUGAUAACAUUGUCAAUUCUGCCAUUCCUGAACAUAUCCCCAAACAAAUUCAAUUUGAAAUUGAGGAACGUGAAAAAUUGGAAAAGGCAAGACAAGAAGCCUUGUAUUAUACAACUGCCAAAUUGAUAACUUCAUCCACAUUCAAUGCCAAUCUUGGAUUUGAUCUUGCCUUGGAUCCAACGAAUAAUAAAUUUUAUGAUGAAUCCUUGAGUGGUAGUGCAUGUGACCCUAUAUCGUUGAAAGUAAGAAAAGAUAGUACAUUUACUCAAUUGGUUGAAGCAGUGGGCAAAACAAUUAAAUGUACUAAUGAGAAAUUAUUUAGAUUAGUUGCCGUUUGUCAUAGAAAUAACCAUACCAAUAGAUUGGAUGCUCCCAUUGGUGAAGAAUUUCAAAAAUCAACGAUAAGUAAUGUUUAUUCGAAAAUAUUUAAUCGAAAAUAUGAUGAAAUGGUUUUUUAUGUUGAGGAAUUGAAUAAAGACAUUAAGAAUGUUGUUCAAUUGGUGAAAAAUAAGGAUAAUGGUUACAUUGAACCUAAAGAUUUUACAUUUGAACAAGUGUUUAGUAAAAUUGAUGCUGUUGGUACUGAUAUUCAUCCGAAUAUUGAAUUUAAAAAUACCGAAGAGUAUUCUAAUUAUGUUACUAUAGUUAUCAAAUAUUUUGAUCCUGUAUCACAAGAAAUUAGAGGAUUAUCACAUAUUACUGUGGCCAAAGAAGAUAAGAUUGAUUCAAUUAUAGACCCAAUCCGUGAAUUACUUGGAUUUAACAAAAAUAUCACUUUAGAAUUGUAUGAAGAAUUAUCACAAUCAAAAGUUGAAAAGAUUGAUUCUAAAUUAACUUUUGAAAAACAUGAAUUGAAUAGUGGUGAUAUCAUUACUGUUCAAAUUGUCAAUCCAGGUGAAAUCAAUAAAAAUGGUAAAUUUAAAGAUUUGAAAGACUAUUAUAAAUUUUUGUUAACUAGAUUGCAUGUUAAUGUCAGACCAUUUAAGGCAGAAAUUGAUGAAGAAGAUUCUGAUUUCAUAGCUCAUGAAGACGAUGAAGAUGAAGAUGAAGAAAAUAAAGGAGGUGAAACUAACAAUGGCACUGGUUAUGGUGGUAAGGGAAAUGGAAAAGAUACUGAAAAAGAUAAUAAAGCUACAAAUGAUGAAAUUCAAUUGGCUAAAAAUUUGAGUAAAAGUUUUGAUUUUUGGAUUUCGACAAAUUAUAGUUAUCAAGAUUUAGCAAGAGAUAUUGCUGUUAAAUUAAAUUGUGAUCCUUUAUAUUUAAAAAUAUUUAUAUUAACUGCUCAAGGUCAACGAUUCCCAUUAAAGACAAGUCAUCAUUUAUCUCAAUUAUUCCCCAAGACGGUAUCAGUCAAUCAAAUUGUUGAAAUUGAAUAUGAAAUACUUAAUAUUCCAUUAAAAGAUUAUGAGAAUUUGAAAGCCAUUAAAAUCCAUUGGUUAACGACAUUAUUACAAUAUCAAGUAUUUGAAGUUUUAGUUCCUAAACGUGGAACUAUAGGUGAUGUUAUUACUAAAGUUUUACACAAGGUUAAUGUAUCGGAAUCGGAUUUACCUCAUUUAUUUGUUUGGUCAGGACGAAAUCAUAAAUUUCAUGAGAUGCUUAAAUUUGAUAGGGCAUUAAGUACAAUUUCUGAUGAUGUUGAUUUAUUUUGUGGGAUUUUCCCAGCUGAAGUUGAAGUAUUAUGUGAUCAUGAUAUGUAUAAAAGAUUUACUGAUAAAGAAAUUGAUGAAACAAAAUUGGAAGAAUCAAUUCAUGAAGAAUAUUUAGAAAGUAUUAGAUGGAGUAAAAAAUUAAAUCUUUUACCAGCAUUUCAUUUUCAUAAAAAUAAUAAUUAUCAUCAUGGAAUUCCAUUUAUUUUUAUAGUUUUCCCGGCUGAAACGUUAAAUGAUACGAAAGAACGAUUAAGGAAAAAAUUAAGAUUAGGAAAACAAGCAUUUGAUAAAGUUAGACUUGCAUUAGCUGAUAAUAAUAAUAGAAUCAAAUAUUUGGAAGAUGAUUCAUUGGUAUUGUUUGAUGAAGUUGCCAUUAAACUGUAUAGUUUGGCUAUUGAUAAUGUUGAUAGAAAUCCUAAACGUCAAGCAUUAUUUGAAAAAGGGAUUUCCAUCAAAUAA
Molecule: messenger RNA, 4152 nt
Organism: Candida albicans SC5314
Lineage: Eukaryota; Fungi; Ascomycota; Pichiomycetes; Serinales; Debaryomycetaceae
Product: ubiquitin-specific protease
Exons: 1
Coding region: 1-4152 (1383 amino acids)
Biological process (GO): protein deubiquitination; regulation of protein stability
Cellular component (GO): cytosol; nucleus
Molecular function (GO): protein binding; cysteine-type endopeptidase activity; cysteine-type deubiquitinase activity
Source: RefSeq, a predicted model, not a curated record